AUAGCAGUGCUCUGAUAUCUUUAGCACACACUGUUCCCCUGGUUGGUCACGAUUGUCCGAUAAAUGAUCCUUCUGAAACUGCUGCUGCUGAAAAUGGGGCCUUGAAUAUUCCAGACUGUUAUAUAAUUAAUGUCUCUUGUCAUGGACCCACAGCAAUGUGUCAAGUUCAGUCUAGCACAAAUCUGAAGAUGUUUCUGUUUUGGAUGUCCCAACGCAUCUCAUCCCGAGGCUCUUCUCUGAUGUCCUCGGUUUACCUGCCACAUACAAUGACUUCAAGAAGAACAUCUUUAAGGACCUCAGUUUUGCUGAUAAUUGUGGUGAAAGUCUUGUGCUGUCAAACCCUCACAUGUCGUCCAGAAGAGUAUCAGACAGGGAAUGAAUGCUGUCCGAUGUGUCCGCCAGGAAACAGAGUUAAAAUAGAUUGUACAGAGUUCAGAAGUACGUCAUGUCUUCCCUGCAUAAAUGGAACCUACAUGGAUAAAGCUUCUGGACGUACAGGGUGUUUCUCAUGCACCAACUGUGAUGCAGGUUCUGGUCUGAAGGUAAAGAGGUCAUGUACAACAACAUCAGAUACAGUUUGUGAACCACUUGAAGGAUUCUUCUGUAUUGACUUAAUAAAGGACCAAUGUGAAGAAGCACAGAAACACAAGGACUGUGAUCCAGGACAAUACAUCAAGGAAAAAGGUACAUCCUCCUCUGACACUGUGUGCUCUGACUGCAGUGAUGGAACAUUUUCAGAUGGAACAUUAACGUCUUGUCAACAACACACACAAUGUGAAUCAAAAAACCUUCAGCUGAAAACAGCAGGAACUAAGUCAACUGAUUCUGUUUGUGGGGAACAAACUUCAAAUGUUGGAGUCAUUGUUAUCAUCAUCGUUGCGUUUUUCUUAGUCAUUUUAUUAGGAAUAUUGUACUACCGCUGGUAUAACAGGCCUAAGAGGUAGACAUUUUACGUCAACUUUAACGUCUCUUUCAUCAAGCUGUUGCUUUCAUCAAGCAACAGAGCACACAGUUACAGGACUGUGUGCCCCACUCCCUCACAGUUAUCCACCUCCCGGUUGCUGCAGCAAUUUAAAACUUACAAGCUUUCCAGUGGUAUGAAGCGCAACUCCAAUUGUUAUUAUUUAAGGGGACAGAUGAUUGACUGAAACAACAUUUCUGAAUUUUUUUUAUGGCAGUUAAUAAGCAUUAUUUUUGGGGGGGUGCAGAAGCUAAAUGCAGCCAGCACACGUUACAGAAAAAAUUGUCAAAAUUAACAAGUUUAGGGUUAAAAAAAAAUGAGCUUAAAUUCUGUACUUGAGUAAACGUUCUUUACUUUCAUCACUGCAUCAUGCCAGUUUCAGGUCCAGAAGUAGUUUGUAAGCUAAACACUCAAAAGUUAAAACUACAGAGUUGUUGUUGAGGAAAAAUAUUCAAAGUCCUUAUUUCAAAGUUUGCUGUAGUGGAGUGUUUAUUGAUAUACUAGUAUAUGAUUACAGACACAUUGUAGUUCUGAGAAGUUCCGCCACCCAGAACACUUCAAAUGUACCUCAUUUAUACAUGAAAGGGUGGGGUUAUGGCGUUGCUGCUGUAAACACAGGAAGGGGAAUGGGUUCAUAAUUAAAUAGCAAGAUCUUGUAGAGUCUCCAUUGAAACAAAAGGCCAGGACACUCCAGGUCUGGCAUACGGGUGACGAUAGCGAAAGGGAGCAAGAACAAAGGACCAGAACUCCAGGGAGCUGGAGACAGCCCAGGCAUUACUGAAUUACCUGGAUACCUAGAGUCACGUGAUGCUGUGACGUGCGUUCUUCAUCCAAGACCAAUGGGAUCAAAGAAUGAUGAUGAUGUCACUCCUAUUCCCACAACCAUGAAUAUUGAACUACACAAAUGCCUGAUGUGUACUGUUAAUGUCAAGGUGUUGAGGCUGACAGCCAGGUAUGCAGACUCACACAAUGACAACCAUUGUUGCGUAGUCAUGGGUCACAUUGCAAUUGUCAAAUGUAAUAGAUGAUUCUGGACAAGAUCAACUGGCCGAAGGAGGAGCAUAUCGACCAGGACACUGUCACCCUGGAGGACCACAGCUGAGACUGUAUGUUCAGUUUUUAUUGUGUGGAAGUUUUCUACUUUUCUGAAAGAAUAGUCAGUCAAACUAUUGUGUGCAUUUUUUUGUGUGUUGACUUUAUGUUGUAAAUGUUAAUAUUUCUCCAAACCUGGAAGUGAAAGUUAGUGAUUGUUCCCUACCACCGUUUUCAAGUUGCUUCCUCAAUCUGAAACUGAAAACACGUCCAAAAGUUACUUCUGGGAAUAAAAACAACUGCUGAUAAAGUCCUCAGAUGACCUUUCACUUCCCUGGAGGAUGUUACAAAAUGUUCGAAAUGUUGAUCUUGUCUGGAUUGAACUAUUAACGUAAAUGAUUCAUUUAUGACAGGGUUCUCCCUGUAAGAAAGGGCGAUGCAGACAUGUCGGGGAAGUGAGAUCAUGGCAUGGACAGAAAACAUGAAAAAGCAUAACAUGGAGACUAAACCAACACAACAGGGAACAAUGGGAAAGGAAAGGCAGGGCUACAUCUACACACAUGGACAGAGGGGAGACAAGCCACAGCUGAAAUGAGGAAAUGAGAGCGGAGCACACAAGGAGAAACGGGGAGUGACACAAGACUCGAAACCAAGAAAACGAACCCUUAAAUCCUGAAAACUCUUGAAAUUUUGGUAGUUUUGAGCAGGUGUGAAGUUGCUUUAGUGAUUCAUGGAGGAAAAAAAAGUAGAAACAAAUAUUGAAACAUGAUGAUUUUAUGACAGUUUCUUCAGUCAGAAUUUGGGGACAGAGACAGGAAAUUCAACCUUUUCUAUCUCUAUUUUUUUGUUUUGUCUUUUCCUUUUGAAGGCCUUUCUUUUGAAAUGUUUACUAAGAAAACCUAAGUUCUUUUUCUUGUUAAUUACUAAUUAAUAUUUUCUAGGUAUUCAUGUCAUUUGUGUUGGGCAAACCAACCACUCCUUCCCACUUCAGGAUUCAAUUUAUUACCAGAUUUAUUGUGCAUUUAGCAGAGAGCAGUUAUGACCCUGAACUUUAAAAGGAGGAGAACUGUAGGGACUGAAUGUAUGUUUGCUGUAGAAAGGACAGCAGGCUUUAUUUUUCUACUACUACUCUACUGUUUUCUACUCUAUUUUUAUUUGCAAUGAUAAACUGCACAUGAGCUUUAAUUAGAAUUAGCUCAUGACUCCGUUUGAGGCAGCGACAGUCUGUGAGAGGAGGUAAAAUACAAAGAAAAGAAAAACCACAAAAGUGAAGGCAAGACGAACAUUGCAGCAGCUGGAAAAUGUAAAUUGUUGCACUGCUUCUAGCUUCACUUUCAUCAUUUGAAGUUUUACUUCAAAAUAUAUUCAAGAAUGUAAUGCAAUUAAUAUGUCUGAGAGCACCACUUUAAAGAAAUCUAAUGUUUGAUCUUCUCAUUUUAUUACUGCAAUAUUUUUUUCUUAUAAUUUAGUUGUCUUCAUGUUUGUAUGUAUGUUUGUAUGGUAGAUACUGAUGGCCAUAUGAAUGGUAUGUGCAAUAAAAGAUUGAACUGUUUUAAUUAA
This is a messenger RNA of Mugil cephalus (flathead mullet), 3553 nucleotides long. Its product is annotated as tumor necrosis factor receptor superfamily member 14-like. Gene Ontology annotation, biological process: defense response to Gram-negative bacterium; immune response; negative regulation of alpha-beta T cell proliferation. Gene Ontology annotation, molecular function: protein binding; transmembrane signaling receptor activity. Bases 156 to 944 code for a protein of 262 amino acids. NCBI's taxonomy places the organism in Eukaryota, Metazoa, Chordata, Actinopteri, Mugiliformes, Mugilidae. The transcript has 7 exons. Gene Ontology annotation, cellular component: membrane; external side of plasma membrane. The record is from RefSeq and is a predicted model, not a curated record.